UAGUAAGCGAGCACCACUCUCAUUGAUUUCUGAAGAAGUCCCCCAUAUAUUCUUGGUGCUUUGUGUAGCUUGUAAGCCAGGUAGAUAGCGAGUUGAAUGUGGGCAAGGUUGUAGGUAAUCAGUUUAGAUUUCAAACUAGGGCUCAGUUUAGGUUUGUUUCUAAGGCAAAGCAAGCACCAUGUACACUCCUCAAGUUUCAUCAGUGUCCUGGGACUCAUUUUCUGCCAGAGCAUCCCCAAGAGCAUCUGGGAAAAAGUCCAAGUCUGCCAUCAAAACUCCAGGAUUACUUCGCUCAUCGUUCACUGCCAGCCCUGGCCUUCAUGCAUCCAGGAUAGUGGAAGAAACUCCAGAAUAUAUUUUAGAGUCAUUGGGACCACCUCUUCCAGUCUUGGUUACUGAAGUUCUUGCUUCAUCUGAUAGAGGGGGCGAGGUGAGCGCCCAGGUGUCGGAGCGCGGCUGGUGCUGGCUAGUAUGCGGCCGCCGGCUGCUGGUGUGGCGGCUCAGCGGCGCCGACGGGCCGCGGCGCGUGGCGUUCUGCCGCGAGCUCACGCUGCCGCCCAGCGACCUGGCGCACAGGGCCGAGCUGGUCCAGGUGCUGGGCGGCUCGGAGACCCACGUGCCGUGCUGCCUGGCCGUCUCGCCUGAGGGCACGCUCCGAUUCUGGCCCAGCGUCAUCUACGAGAGCUCCAGCAUUGAGAGCAGUGCCGACCUACAGGGCCAGGAGUGCGAGCGGCUGGUGUCGCUGGGCGAGGGCGUUGUCAUGCUAUGGAUCGUGCUUGUAAUUUCCUGA
Pollicipes pollicipes is the source of this 790-nucleotide messenger RNA. Its product is annotated as nuclear pore complex protein Nup133. Gene Ontology annotation, biological process: poly(A)+ mRNA export from nucleus; protein import into nucleus; transcription-dependent tethering of RNA polymerase II gene DNA at nuclear periphery. Bases 179 to 790 code for a protein of 203 amino acids. Gene Ontology annotation, molecular function: protein binding; structural constituent of nuclear pore. The record is from RefSeq and is a predicted model, not a curated record. NCBI's taxonomy places the organism in Eukaryota, Metazoa, Arthropoda, Thecostraca, Pollicipedomorpha, Pollicipedidae. Gene Ontology annotation, cellular component: nuclear pore outer ring. The transcript has 6 exons.